AUGACCAUGGAAGCCGGGAUGAUGCCGCCUACGAGAUCCGUGAAAAGACCAGCUCGCUCCCCUCUGCACGAGAUGGAUGACGACACGCACGAUGAUGGUCUGCGAAUCGAUAAAUUGGAGCAGCUUGUGAUGCAUACAGAAGGCACACCGCGAUCGCAUGUAUCGGAACGCAGUGUUCAGCUGGAGAACCAUAUCAGCGAUUUGCAAUCACAGGUGGCCGCUUUGCGAACAUCGGAGUCAAGCGUCCAGCAGGAUUACAUGCGAACUAUGGUGAUUGGGGGCUUGGAUGGGUUGCCAGCACUGCAAAACGCCACAACAUGGUUGACAACUAAGCUGAGCGCAUUGCAAGGCCCAUCACACAUUGGCACAUACAUGAAAUCGCAAACGUUUCAAGGGCUGCUGUUUGCUAAAUUCAGAACCUCGGUGGACCGGGACACGGCAGUGGCGUUGUUGAGAAGUGCCGAAAUGCAUGAGAAGGGCAAACGAGUGUGGGCUACGCAAGACUUGCCGAAGCUGCAACGCGUUCAGAAAGUUUUCAUCAUGGGACUUCGAUGGUUCAAUGUGGUCGUCACGGUGCACAUCUCCAACCAGAAGUUGGUUUGUGACUGGUCCCCUGAAUGGGCACAAUGGGAUGACUUGCAGAACAGCAGUGGGCUGAAGCAGUUGAUCCAACGUGCCAAUGACAAGUUGCAACAAAGCACUGUUUCCAAAGGAUCCGGCAAAAGCAAGCAAUCGCUUGCCGGGAUGGGAACGACGUCCUAG
Molecule: messenger RNA, 762 nt
Organism: Symbiodinium sp. CCMP2592
Lineage: Eukaryota; Dinophyceae; Suessiales; Symbiodiniaceae
Source: the annotation of a GenBank genome assembly